This is a messenger RNA of Enterobius vermicularis (human pinworm), 2832 nucleotides long. NCBI's taxonomy places the organism in Eukaryota, Metazoa, Nematoda, Chromadorea, Rhabditida, Oxyuridae. The record is from the annotation of a GenBank genome assembly.
AUGCGAUGUCUGAAAUGUGCAGAUGCUCCAUGUCAAAAAAGUUGCCCAACCCAAAUAAACAUCAAGUCGUUUAUCACGAGUAUUGCUAACAAGAAUUACUAUGGAGCCGCUAAACAGAUAUUCAGCGAUAAUCCACUUGGUCUCACAUGUGGUAUGAUAUGUCCGGUAUCAGAUCUCUGUGUCGGAGCGUGUAACUUGCAAGCCAGUGAAGAAGGAGCAAUUAAAAUUGGCGGCUUACAGCAAUUUGCUACAGAUGUGUUUAAAAAGAUGAAUAUUAAGCAAACAGUGCCAGAGUCGGUUAUUAAAGCUCGCAAUGAAAGUCAUCGACAGCCUAUUGCACUAUUAGGGUGUGGUCCAGCAAGUCUGUCUUGCGCUACGUUCCUCUGUCGGCUCGGCUACACAGAUGUUACAAUUUAUGAGAAGAAAGAUUACUGUGGCGGACUGAGCUCAUCAGAAAUCCCACAGUUUCGGUUGCCUUAUACGGUUGUUGAUUUUGAGAUUCAGCUAGCAAAGGAUAUUGGUGUUAAGAUUGUAACAGGUCGAGAGUUGCAUAAAAACGACUUAACUUUAAAAAAAUUAAAAAAUGAAAUGGGUGCGAAAGCAGUAUUUAUCGGCAUUGGUAACCCAGAUCCUAAGCGUAAUGCAGUCUUCAAAGGUCUUGAUUCAAGUCAUGGCUACUACACUUCUAAGGACUAUCUGCCAUUAGUAUCGGUAGCGAGCAAAGCAGGGUUGCAUAAGGGAAAUGCCGAAUUACCAGAAAUGAAGGGUCGGGUAGUCGUCCUUGGCGCUGGCGAUACAGCGUUAGACUGCGCAACUGCAGCUCUCAGAUGUGGAGCUGAUAGAGUAACUGUGGUUUUCAGGAAAAGUCUGAAUACAAUGCGAGCUGUUCCAGAAGAGAUAGAAACUGCCAAGGAAGAACGUUGUGAGUUCAUACCGUAUAUGGAACCCAGAAAAGUGCACAUGAAGGACGGUAAAAUCGUUGCGGUCGAAUUCCAAAAAACCGAUCAAGAUUUAGAUGGUAAGUGGUACGAUGACGGAGAUCAAACUGUGAAAAUAAAAGCUGAUUACGUGAUCAGUGCGUUCGGAUCGACACUACAUGAUCAAGCUGUUUCGGAUGCGAUGCAACCGUUGAAGCUUACUAAAUCGGGUGCACCAGAAAUAUGCAAAGAUACUUACAGAACCAGUGAACCAUGGGUCUUCUGUGGAGGUGAUGUGAGUGGCGUUGCUGAAACCACAGUUGAGGCAGUCAAUGACGGUAAAGUUGCAGCUUGGGGUAUUCAUAAAUACCUCCAGAGCCUUUGUGGAAAUGAUGUUGGUAAUGAGCCGAAACUUCCUGGGUUCCACACACCAAUUGACGAUGUUGAUAUAUCUGUGAAUCUCUGCGGUCUAAAGUUCGAAAAUCCGUUCGGGCUUGCAUCGGCGCCGCCGUCUACAUCGGGAGCCAUGAUUCGCCGAGCAUUUGAACAAGGGUGGGGAUUUGCGUUGACAAAAACAUUUGGACUUGAUAAGGAUCUGGUGACUAAUGUAAGUCCUCGAAUUGUACGAGGCGACAUUAGUGGGCCAGUUCACGGACCACAUCAAAGCGCAUUCAUGAAUAUCGAAUUGAUUUCUGAAAAGACUAUUGCAUAUUGGGUGGAAUGUAUCAAGGAAUUAAAACGCGAUUUUCCAACGAAAAUAGUCAUUGCAUCCAUUAUGGCCAGCUUCAAUGAAGCUGACUGGAAAGAGUUGGCGACAAGAGCUCAAGACGCAGGAGCUGAUGCUUUGGAACUUAACUUGUCAUGCCCUCACGGUAUGGGGCUGGCUUGUGGACAGGAUCCGAACAUGGUGCGUCAGAUCUCUCAGUGGGUUCGGUCUGUCACGAAAAUGACUCCAAAUGUCACUGAUAUUCGUGAUAUUGCUCGUGCAGCCAAAGAAGGCGGUGCUGAUGGUGUUACGGCUACGAACACAGUGUCAAGCUUAAUACAUCUGAAAGGAGAUGGUACAGCAUGGCCGGCUAUAGGUGAAGAAAAAAGGACAACGUAUGGUGGUUUGAGUGGUAACGCUAUUAAACCAAUAGCUCUUCGAGCGGUGUCUGCAAUUGCGAAUGCCCUUCCAGGAUUCCCAAUACUUGCUACCGGAGGUAUUGAAAGUGCAGCGACGGGAUUGCAGUUCUUGCAUGCUGGCGGUAGCGUACUGCAGGCAAAUUUUUCUAAUUUAAAGAUUUUCGGACUCAAAUACGAUGUUUGUUCUGCUGUACAAAAUCAGGACUUUACCGUAAUAGACGACUACUGCACAGGAUUAAAGGCUCUUCUUUACAUAAAAGGCACUCCAGGAUUUGAAGACUGGGAUGGCCAAAGUCCUCCAGUAAAAAAACACCAAUUGGGCAAACCAGUAUUAGCAACAAAUAAGAGCUUACCACACUUUGGUCACUAUCGAGAGGAUCGAGCCAAAAUUGAAAGAGAAAUUCUUGAAAAUGCAAAUUUAUUAGAUAAAUCACAGCACGACUUUGCUACACGACCUACAAAGCAACCAGUGAAGAUUCCGUCAGUAAAUGAAAUAAUUGGGACUGCAUUACCUCGCAUUGGGUCUUACGGGCAACUUGACAAUAAGCAACAGAAAGUUGCUUUGAUUGACGAGGAUAUGUGUGUUAAUUGUGGUAAAUGCUACAUGACUUGUAACGACAGCGGUUAUCAGGCAAUAACGUUUGAUAAAGCCACACAUCUGCCAUUUGUUACUGAUGACUGCACCGGGUGCACCUUGUGUUACAGUGUUUGCCCAAUUUCCGAAUGUAUUCAAAUGGUUAAACGAACUACACCACAUGUUCCGAAUCGAGGAAUACCACCAAAAAGUUAA